This is a messenger RNA of Cooperia oncophora, 801 nucleotides long. The record is from the annotation of a GenBank genome assembly. NCBI's taxonomy places the organism in Eukaryota, Metazoa, Nematoda, Chromadorea, Rhabditida, Trichostrongylidae.
CUUAUUUACAUAGGACCAGGCUUUAGAAAAAAAUCCCUCAAAAAAAAGUUCGAGAAACUUUUUUCAAUUCAGGUUGGAGAUUUUGGACCGUACCAAAUACUGUUCUUCUUCAUCAUAUGUCUUCCGGCAAGCCUACCUUCUGCUUUUUCUGCAUUCAAUCAGCCGUUCGUAGUCGGAUCUCCACCUCAUCAGUGUCGGCUUCCUCCUGGUCGUGAUGACCUCAAACCCGAGGAUGCUGACACGGAUGUUCUGAAAUGUUUCCAAUACAAUCAAACGCAGGUUGACUUCUACCGAUCAUUCACUUCGUCACCUAUUAGUAACUUCAGGGAUGAAAUCACCUUGGUUCCGUGUCAGUCAGGAUGGGAAUUUGAUAACACCACGUAUCUGGAUAUAAGUUCCACCGGAAUUGGAAGUUCUUUCACUUUACGUCCACAGUUUCACACUCCGCAUAGCCCUCUUGAGAGCCAUUACAGAUCUGGUCGGCGUCGCAGCUUCUUCAUUAUCCUCGCUUCCUUGGUUAUUUUCGGGACGGCAAAUGCAUUUGUACAGAACAUCGAAUCCUUCAUAGUUCUUCGCUUUCUCACAGGACUGCCUUUUCCCGCAUUGUUCCAGAUCCCAUUCAUUAUAUGCAUGGAGUUUAUGGGCAAAUCAGGACGAAUCUUCUCUGGACUCAUGAUCUCGCUUUUCUUUGGGGCUGCUAUGGCUUUACUUGGCGUUGUUGCCAUGUUUAUCAGGAGGUGGCGUCAGCUGACAUUCUUCUGCAACGCUCCGUUUGCUGUGCUUUUCUGCUAUUACUUGUGA